Messenger RNA from Chrysoperla carnea, 1147 nucleotides. Its product is annotated as venom protease-like. Bases 5 to 1147 code for a protein of 380 amino acids. Lineage: Eukaryota; Metazoa; Arthropoda; Insecta; Neuroptera; Chrysopidae. The record is from RefSeq and is a predicted model, not a curated record. The transcript has 7 exons. Gene Ontology annotation, biological process: proteolysis. Gene Ontology annotation, molecular function: serine-type endopeptidase activity.
AGAAAUGAUUUCCAAAAAUUGUGCUCUAGCAAUCUUUAUUGUUGUUUUAUUCUUAAAUACAGCAAAUUCAACGUCAUGCCGAACACCGAAUUACGAUAGAGGUGAAUGUAAACCAAUUGAAGAAUGUCCAUCGUUACAAUCAGCAACUUUUCGAAUCGAUGGUCAAUUUGAUAUAAAAGAAACAAUUAAACUUUUAAAUCGUUCUUUGAUCGCAUGUAACUCAAAACCUGGUGAAUAUUUAGUAUGUUGUGCUAAUGAACAAUACUUAAACGACGUGAAAUUAUUGGACAAAAAUUAUGAUAUUUUACCUGAUCCAGACACAUGUGGUAUGAGUCACUCAGCUAAAGAUAUUCUCAUUGGUCGAAUAAUUGGUGGAUUUAAUGUAUCCGAAGGACAAUUUCCAUGGAUGGUAGCGUUAGGAUAUGACAAUGGGAACGGUAAGCUAGAAUAUAAGUGUGGAGGUUCCUUAAUAACAUCAAAUCAUAUUCUUACAGCGGCUCAUUGCGUUUUUGGUGUACCUCUAAUCCAAGUUGUUAGUGGAACACUAAAUCCAUAUAAAAAUCCAUCCUUAAUUGGUAAAGUGGUUAAGAGUUACAUACAUGAAGAAUAUAGUCACUUUACAAAUGUAAACGAUAUCGCUAUUAUUAAAGUGCAAUGGAGAAAUUCAAAAGGGGAAAAUAUGAACUUCAUGCCAUCUAAAACGGCAGAUGUAAUUUGUUUACCAAAAACUGAGAACUUACGUAAAAAUACGUUUGAACGAUUUAAUCUGUUUAUAAGUGGAUGGGGCGACCAGGAAUAUGAUAACCCUGCGUCAGCAAGUCAGACAUUAUUAGCACUACAAGUUCCCAUAGAAAGAAAUUCAGACUGUGAAAAGAAAUAUCGAGAUUACAAUCGAACCAUAAUCUCAUCAAAUGUAUUGUGUGCUGGUUUCAAAAAAGGAGGACAUGACUCAUGCAAAGGUGAUUCAGGUGGACCCCUUAUGUUCCCAGAGAGAAAUAGUAAUGGUGAAUUUAUAUAUUAUCAAAUUGGAAUUCUAUCAAAAGGGUAUAAAUGUGCUGUUCGGGGAAUCCCAGCAAUUUAUACACGAGUUGGUAAUUACAUUGAUUGGAUUCUAAAAACUAUAAGACCCCGCCUUUUUUUUGUUUAG